AAAUUCAGGGUCGCAUAUUCGGACUUUGAGUCUACAUCAUGUGUGACAGCCACCACCGCUCCGAGCCAAAAGUUUCCGCUCGUUGCUUGGUCUUAUAUGGAUAAUUUUUUUACUUUAAAAUACCGAGUAAGACUAAUUAAAUACUAGUCAGUCGCCCUCCCAAGCAUGAUCCAUAGGAGGAUUAUGUAAUGAUCCGAUCCUUCGAUCUUUCUUUACUGCAACGAAAAGGUCAGCUCAAAUUUGCAGACAAAUCUUUCUCCAAAAGAGUUGUUCUUGACUUGACCCUUCCUUUCUCCUUGGUUUCAAAAUUGCCCAACGUCUUUGAACCUGCUUGUCAUAAACGUUCUUGUUUGAAAAACAGGCGCUUCAACAUUUAUUUGGUUUUGAUUUUGAAACGUUUUUGAUUGGUUCUUUGAAGUUUAAGACAGCUUGGUCAUCUGGGAAGUUGUUUCUACACUAGGAUUUUAUCUUUUGUUUCUGUCCCCGAAUUUUCUUCAACUGAAUUUUGGAUGUUUGAAAGCUGAGUGUUUGGGAAUUUGGAGGGAUUUCAAAUCUUCUAGCUGCUAUCUGUCACUGAGUUUCUCUUGUUGGCAGUUUUAGUGGUGAAGAAAGGUUGAGGUAGUUACAUUGGUAGUUGGGAUAACUCAGGUUCGCUUCACGAGAAAAUUUGGUUUGUCACAAGAAGUGUCAAGGGCAAGUCCCGAUUCUCAACUGCUUCGCUGAUUGUUAUAAGCCUUUUUCUUGAGAUAACUGAGGGAGACCUGUGUGCUUCUUUGUUUCCUCUUACAUGUCCGUACCGUCUUUUCACUAUGAAUCAUUCUGGGGCAGCAGUUGAAGUAACAAAGGACAGAAACGGAAUUGAUCAGGUUGUGCUUCGGAAUCCUCGAGGGGCAUCUGCAAGGGUUAGUUUGCACGGAGGACAGGUUCUUUCAUGGAGGACUGACCGAGGAGAAGAAUUGCUAUUCACAAGUAGCAAGGCAAUCUUCAAGCCACCAUAUGCAGUGCGAGGAGGAAUACCUAUAUGCUUCCCACAGUUUGGUCAGCGAGGAUCACUAGAGCAACAUGGGUUUGCCAGGAACAGGACUUGGAUCAUUGAUGAUAAUCCACCACCAUUGCAUCCAAGUGAUUCCAGUGGCAAGGCCUAUACCGACUUACUGCUAAAGCCAUCGGAAGAUGAUUUGAAGAUAUGGCCACACAGUUUCGAGUUUCGUCUUCGAGUAUCUUUGAUGACAGAUGGGAAUCUAAGCUUGAUAUCACGCAUCAGGAAUAUCAAUUGCAAGCCUUUUAGUUUCUCAAUUGCUUUCCACACAUAUUUCUCCCUCUCUGAUAUCAGUGAAGUGAGGGUAGAGGGAUUGGAGACUCUUGACUAUCUUGACAACCUAUGCCAAAGAGAGCGCUUCACAGAGCAAGGAGAUGCCUUGACAUUUGAAUCUGAGGUGGACAAAGUUUAUCUGGGCUCAAGAGAUAUCAUUGCAAUCUUUGAUCAUGAAACAAAACGGACCUUUUUAAUACAGAAGGAAGGCCUCCCAGAUGUUGGGGUUUGGAAUCCAUGGGAGAAGAAAUCAAAAACCAUGAUUGAUUUUGGGGAUGAAGAAUACAAGCAGAUGCUUUGUGUCAAUGGCGCAGCAGUUGAAAAACCAAUCACCUUAAAGCCAGGUGAAGAAUGGACAGGCCGUCUGGAGCUCUCAGUUGUCCCUUCAAGUUAAUGAAGUGGCCAUCAUCUUGAACCCCACAACAAGCCUCAUCUUCCAAAAAAUUGUCAGCAAAUAAUACAAUUAAAGCCCCACACCGCAUCUCUCAACCAGAGGCAAAACGAAUCUGUUAAUUUGUAUUCAAUUAUUUAUGGUACUAAGCAAAUAAUAAGAAUUUUGAUCACUGUGUCCCAAGUAAGUGGUCAUGAAAAUGUAAGUUCCUGCAAGUGGAGAUCUGUUUUAGUGCUUCUCCAUAAUAGCAAUGAUAAGAGUUGUUUUUAUCUACCAUACUUCUGUCUUACAGACUCUGAAAAAAAUGACGGUCAAUGCUGCAACAACUAGCAAUCAAAAUUUCAAAAUAUAUUUUGUUUAGUCUCUUUCUGUUUAUAUUUCCACCUCUCAUAUGCAUUACCCAGAAAAACGAUGCAAAGGAGGAUGAUCACAUAUGAAGAGACUAAACAAAAUCUAACCAGACCAGGGAAAGCCAGCAGCUCAGGAGUCUAACCAGAAUCUUCAUUAUCUGAAAUGUAGGACAUUCAGGUGCUAUAAGUCCGUGUGAUCUUACUGAAAGGAUUGAAGGCUUACAAAA
This is a messenger RNA of Durio zibethinus, 2280 nucleotides long. Its product is annotated as putative glucose-6-phosphate 1-epimerase. NCBI's taxonomy places the organism in Eukaryota, Viridiplantae, Streptophyta, Magnoliopsida, Malvales, Malvaceae. Gene Ontology annotation, biological process: carbohydrate metabolic process. Gene Ontology annotation, cellular component: cytoplasm. The record is from RefSeq and is a predicted model, not a curated record. Gene Ontology annotation, molecular function: glucose-6-phosphate 1-epimerase activity; carbohydrate binding.